This is a messenger RNA of Argentina anserina (silverweed cinquefoil), 2082 nucleotides long. RefSeq lists its product as uncharacterized. The record is from RefSeq and is a predicted model, not a curated record. Gene Ontology annotation, cellular component: ruffle membrane. The transcript has 5 exons. Gene Ontology annotation, molecular function: metal ion binding; phosphatidylinositol binding. NCBI's taxonomy places the organism in Eukaryota, Viridiplantae, Streptophyta, Magnoliopsida, Rosales, Rosaceae. Gene Ontology annotation, biological process: regulation of ruffle assembly. The coding region runs from base 215 to 1792 and encodes 525 amino acids.
AGUAGAUAGGGGAAACGUUUAAGAGACGAAGACCGACCCACACGCCAUUACAGGCUACGGCUUCUUCAAUCUUCCUAACCCGAAGUCCCUCUCUUCUUCUCCGAUUACUCAAAACCUCUGGUUUCUCAAUCCAUCUCUUCCCAUCAAUCUCCUUCAUGUUUCUUAUAUGCCCAACAUCAACAUAGAGCAAAAGCUCGAUUAGGUUUAGAACUCAAUGGACAGCGAUCAUCACAGCCCCAAUUCAGAACUUGAUCCCGAGACUCUCUCUUCUAGGGUUUCCGACUUCUCGCUGCACGACGACACCCCCAACUCGGAAGUUCAAUACCCUCCGGAUGAUAGAGAAGGUAAAAAUCAUUCAGAGGAUAAGUAUAGUGACUUCCCAAGAAUGACAGAACCUAGAGAGGAUGAAUGUGAGCUAGAUGGGAAGGAUAAGGGGGUAUCAGCAGCCGGCCGCUCGGAGCAAAAGAAGUACUUUUAUUAUGAUGCUCCACAUUAUGAAACGACAGGUGUUUGGAUACCUGUUUCUGUUCCCCCCAUGUUGGAAACGGAUCAUGAAGAGUGGUCGAAAGGUUUUUACGCAAAUGGGGGGUUCUUUCCCGAGAAUGACAUGGGUUGGGAACAGUUUAUUGAUGGUGAGAAGGAGAUGACCAUGUGGGAUGUGAUGGUGGAGAUGUUGCUUGCGGCUCGUGGGAAAGUGAGUUCAUUGGCUUCGCCUGAUCUGUAUGGAUGUCGUAUUUCAUGGAUGUCUGAUAAGCUACUAGAGCAAGCGUGGCAGGAAAUGGCACAAACACUCACAGAUGCGAACUUGGCUCAUGUACACGAAAUUCUGGAAGCUGACCCGCCAAAGUGGCUGGCCGAUAGUUCUGCAUCUUCUUGCAUGCUCUGUGGCACGCAGUUUCAUCCGAUCAUGUGCUCUAGGCAUCACUGUCGGUUUUGUGGAGGGAUAUUUUGCGGUGACUGUUCCAAAGGAAGGAGUCUGUUGCCCAAAAAGUUUCGGGUUGCAGAUCCUCAGCGUGUUUGUGAUGUAUGUUGUGUAAGACUUGAGUCUGUACAGCCGCAUUUAAUGGACCAAGUAAGUCAUGCUGCUCAGGUGCCAACCCAUGAUCUCACGGACCUUAGCACUUUAAGGUCAUGGGUUAAUAUUCCUUGGGGACGGUCCAUGGAGUAUGAGAUAUAUAAGUCGACAAUAGCAAUCCAGGCUUAUAAGAAGGUAUGUGCCCUAAAGCCUGAGAAGUCAAUUCCCGAUGCCAUUUUAAGACAAGCGAAAGGUCUUGCAAUAAUCACUGCUGUCAAAGUUGGAGUUAUGGUCACCUACAAUAUAGGCACAGGACUUGUGGUUGCUCGCAGAGAAGAUGGCUCUUGGUCUCCUCCAUCUGCUGUUUCAACCUUCGGUGUAGGAUGGGGAGCGCAGGCUGGAGGGGAGUUGACUGACUUUAUCAUUAUUUUGAGAACAAAUGAAGCUGUAAAGACAUUCAGUGGUAAUGCUCAUCUGUCAGUAGGAGCUGGCUUGAGUGCUGCAGUUGGCCCCUUUGGAAGGGCAGCUGAAGCUGAUUUUCGAACCGGCGAUGGUGGUUACGCUGCUUGUUAUACAUACAGCUGUAGUAAAGGUGCAUUUGUUGGAUGUUCUCUUGAAGGCAGCAUUGUAACCACACGCACACAGGUGAAUUCUCGAUUUUAUGGCAGCCAGUCACUGAAUGCAUCAGAUAUACUCCUUGGCUCAUUGCCUAAACCACCGGCGGCUGCCACUCUCUAUCGUGCACUUUCAGAUCUAUAUCAGAAGCUUGAGCGUUGACAAGUUGAGAUGGGGCUGGGGGAAUAAAUCGUUGAACUGUGUAUAUAUGUUGUGCAUAUGCUAUGAAGGUUCUUUGCUGCCAUUCUUUGCCCAUGAAACAGUUAGCAGGGUAUAGCAUGUCCAUCGGGUGUAAAGCAAGAUAACAAAAACGUUCCUCAAUGGAUGAAGCUUUACUUUCUAUUGCUAAAUGAUCUUAACUCCGUGUAUAUAUUCAUACCAUACCCCUUUCUAUUUGUAAAUAUGACCCAUUGGAAAGCAAAAUAACUUGGGAAAAAGAAAUUCUUCUAAGA